Messenger RNA from Trichomycterus rosablanca, 1496 nucleotides. RefSeq names its product terminal nucleotidyltransferase 5Aa (gene tent5aa). Gene Ontology annotation, molecular function: RNA binding; poly(A) RNA polymerase activity. Lineage: Eukaryota; Metazoa; Chordata; Actinopteri; Siluriformes; Trichomycteridae. The transcript is spliced from 2 exons. The record is from RefSeq and is a predicted model, not a curated record. The coding region runs from base 2 to 1210 and encodes 402 amino acids. Gene Ontology annotation, biological process: mRNA stabilization.
CAUGGCGGGGUGGACCGAGAGCGGCGAAGCGGGCAACAGCAGUGCCACUACCAGCAGUAGCAAUUUCAGUGUGCUCAGCUGGGAGCAGGUGCAACGGCUGGAUAACAUACUAACAGAGACUAUUCCGAUCCACGGCCGAGGAAACUUCCCCACGCUGCAGAUGCAGCCGCGCCAGAUCGUGAAGGCGGUAAGGAGUCGACUGGAGCAGAGUGAGAUCCGAGUGCGCGAUGUGCGCCUCAACGGCUCCGCAGCCAGCCAUGUACUGCAUGAAGAUAGCGGCCUGGGCUACAAAGACCUGGACCUGAUCUUCUGCGCCGAGCUCAGGGGGGAGAGCGAGUUCCAAACGGUCAAGGACAUAGUGCUGGAUUGUCUGCUGGACUUUCUGCCCGAAGGAGUAAACAAGGAGAAAAUCUCACCCUUGACCUUAAAGGAAGCAUAUGUUCAGAAGAUGGUGAAAGUAUGCAAUGACUCGGACCGCUGGAGCCUCAUCUCACUAUCCAACAACCGAGGCAAGAAUGUGGAGCUCAAGUUUGUUGACUCUUUACGACGGCAGUUUGAGUUCAGUGUGGAUUCAUUUCAGAUAAAGCUGGACUCUCUGCUCCUGUUUUAUGAAUGUUCUGAGAACCCAAUGGCCAAAACCUUCCACCCGAGCAUCAUCGGAGAAAGCGUGUAUGGUGACUUUGGUGUGGCAUUAGAGCACUUACGCAACAAGCUGAUCUGCACGAGAAACCCGGAGGAGAUCCGAGGUGGUGGCCUGCUCAAAUACUGCCAUCUACUGGUAAGGGGGUUCCGAGCUGCCUCUGAAAGUGAGAUGAAGUCUCUUCAGCGUUACAUGUGUUCUCGCUUCUUCAUUGACUUCCCUGACAUUAACGAGCAGCAACGUAAACUGGAGUCCUACCUCCAGAACCACUUUGUGGGCUUGGAGGAUCGCAAGUAUGACUAUCUGAUGACGCUGCACGGGGUAGUAAAUGAAAGCACAGUGUGCCUGAUGGGACAUGAGAGGAGACAGACAUUAGGGCUUAUUGCGAUGCUGGCUGUGCGUGUACUGGCUGAGCAGAACGUGAUACCCAAUGUAGCUAACGUGACCUGCUACUACCAGCCUGCACCUUAUGUAGCAGACGGCAACUUCAGCAAUUACUACAUUGCUCAGGUGCAACCAGUAUUUGCUUGCCAGCAGCACGCGUACUCCACCUGGUUACCCUGUAACUGAGCACAUGGAAGAUAGAGAAAGAAAAAAAUGCAUUUUCAUACCUAUUUUGAAACAAAUGUAAUCAUUUGUCAUGAGCAUUUUAAAAACCAGAGUAAAUGAGUGAUUUUACACUCUGAAUUGAAAGCCCUAUGCUCCAGAGAAUGCAUAUUUAAACAUAAUAUACAGGUGAAUUAAUAAAUAUAAGUUGGCAGGAUUUUACCUCUGUGAAAUCCCUGUAAUGCCCAGUACAAGAAGGAUAUAUUUGGGGCAAAAUAAAUUAGCAUCUUAAAACAAUGCCAGCAAAUAG